CGGGUUUUCCUCCCCCUGUGUUGCUUUCUCCUGACUUAGGCUCGGAGCUCCACGCAGGCGCCUUCGCCGGGAUAGUGUUUCCUCCACUGCCGUCGAGCCUCCUUCUCCGACCAUUUGUUUGUGAUUUGUGGGGCCCAUAUGUUCUGAUCGGAGGGGAAUGAGUAGAAGGGGAAAUCUGUCGUGACUUUUUUUCCGAGGAGAAAGUGGCCCCCUCUGCCAACAGGGCAGUAUUGUCUGGUCGUUGGUGCUGUCUUGUCUACGUAACGGAUCAUCAUCAUCAUCAUAGAGAUCCGAGGAAGGACAGGAAAGGGACCUCUUCUUUAUGUUGCCGCGGAAAUAACACUACAGAGUCUAGAUGGACCUAAAGCUGCUGUUGAUAUCUACAAUGGUAGGAGUUCUCUGUUGCAGUAAUGCUCAAAAAGAGGGGAAUGAGUGUAUCAGUGCCAACGCCAAAUACUGCGGCCAGUGCAUCCAGGCUGGAGCCAAAUGCGGCUGGUGUACAGACCCAGACUUCCUGAAACAGGGCGAGACUGUUUCGACCCGUUGUGACGAGUUGCAGUCUCUGAAGAGCAGAGGCUGUAAAGAUGAAAUGAUUGCAAACCCACGGGGUGAACAGAAGAUCCUCAAGAACAAAAUGGUGACUAAUCGCAGAAAGGGCACAGAUAAACUGAGACCUGAAGAUAUUACUCAGAUCCAACCCCAGAAAAUCAGUCUGAAUCUGCGAUCUGGUGAGCCCCAGUCUUUCACGUUGAAGUUUAAGCGAGCUGAGGAUUAUCCCAUUGACCUGUACUAUCUGAUGGACCUGUCCUAUUCCAUGAAGGAUGAUCUGGAGAAUGUCAAGAACCUGGGAACCAGCCUGAUGCUGGAGAUGUCAAAGAUCACCUCUGACUUCAGGAUAGGCUUUGGCUCAUUUGUAGAGAAAACUGUCAUGCCCUACAUCAGCACCACCCCAGCCAAACUGCUGAACCCCUGCACCGGUGACCAGAACUGCACCAGCCCCUUCAGCUAUAAAAAUGUCCUGAAGCUGACCAGUGAUGGCAAGAAGUUUAACACCCUGGUGGGUCAGCAGCACAUCUCUGGAAACCUGGACUCCCCAGAGGGAGGCUUUGAUGCGAUCAUGCAAGUGGCUGUAUGUGGGGAGCAGAUCGGCUGGAGGAAUGUCACUCGCCUGUUGGUGUUUUCCACUGACGCUGGCUUCCACUUUGCUGGAGAUGGAAAACUGGGUGGCAUUGUGCUUCCCAAUGAUGGAAAAUGUCACUUGGAGAACAAUGUGUACACCAUGAGCCACUACUAUGAUUAUCCCUCCAUUGCUCACCUGGUUCAGAAACUGAGCGACAACAACAUUCAGACAAUCUUUGCCGUGACAGAGGAGUUCCAGCCUGUGUACCAGGAGCUGAAAAACCUGAUACCCAAGUCUGCAGUGGGCACUCUGUCUGCCAACUCCAGCAAUGUAAUCAACCUUAUUAUAGAUGCUUACAAUUCUCUGUCAUCCGAGGUUAUUUUGGAAAACAGCAAGCUUCCAGAGGGUGUGAGCAUCAUUUACACGUCCCGCUGUAAAAAUGGGAUAAUCAGCGAGGGUGAAAAUGGACGGAAGUGCUCCAACAUCUCCAUUGGAGAUGAGGUUACAUUUAACAUCAGUGUGACAUCUAAGGGCUGUCCAAAGCAAGGGAAACCUGAGACCAUUAAAAUCAAGCCACUGGGUUUUACAGAGGAGGUGGAGAUCACACUCAACUUCAUCUGUGAGUGUGAGUGUCACAAAGAUGGCAUCGAAAACAGCGACCUCUGCCACUUUGGUAAUGGAACGUAUGAAUGUGGAGCCUGCAAGUGUAAUGAUGGACGCGUGGGCAGAUUUUGUGAAUGCAGCAGCCAUGAAGUGGCCACAGAGGACAUGGACCGAACCUGCCGCAAAGACAAUGGUACUGACAUCUGCAGCAACAACGGAGAAUGUGUGUGUGGUACAUGUGAGUGUAAGAAAAGAGAAAACCCUGAGGAGAGGUACAGCGGUCAGUACUGCCAAUGUGAUAACUUCAACUGCGACCGCUCUGGAAACAAGCUGUGUGGAGGGCAUGGGCGAUGUGAGUGCAGGGUUUGCAUCUGUGACUACCCCUGGACUGGCAGUGCCUGUGACUGUUCUUUGGACAAUAGCACAUGUAUGGCCAGUAACAAGCAGAUCUGUAACGGCAGAGGGACGUGUGAAUGUGGCACCUGUAAGUGCACUGACCCCAAAUUUCAGGGUCCCACCUGUGAGACCUGCCCCACAUGUCCAGGAGUCUGCACUGAACACAAAGAGUGUGUCCAGUGCCGUGCAUUCGGCACCGGAGAGAAGAAGGACACAUGUGAGCGAGACUGCAGCUACUUCAACCUGAUCAAAGUCAAGGACAGGAACAAGCUGCCACAGCCCAACGAUGCCUCAUAUCCCGUCAUGCACUGCAAGGAGAGGGACGCCAAUGACUGCUGGUUCUACUACACUUAUGCUGUGAACAACAACACAGAGAAGGAGGUCCAUGUGGUUGACACUCUGGACUGCCCCGCUGGUCCUGAUAUCAUUCCCAUUGUGGCGGGCGUGGUUGCUGGCAUUGUCCUCAUCGGCUUAGCCCUGCUGCUCAUCUGGAAGUUGCUGAUGAUCAUUCAUGACAGAAGAGAGUUUGCCAAGUUUGAAAAGGAGAAGAUGAAUGCCAAGUGGGAUACGGGUGAAAAUCCCAUCUACAAAAGUGCUGUCACGACUGUAGUAAACCCCAAAUAUGAAGGAAAAUGAUGGACUUGACAAUUUUUUUCAGUGAAAUCUGCUAUAAAGUAUUUGACAUCUGCAGUAUUUCCAGCUGGUUCAGGUCCUGAGGAGGGAACCUACAAUGAAUAUCUGUCACUUCUUGUCGCUUUAUCAUUUAAAUGUACCAUUCGGCCACUGCAUUGUAUUUUUACUAACACCCCUGAUUUAUAUGUAUUUGUUGUAUUUCAGAUGUACAGUUAUACAUUAUGUGUAUAUACUUUUAAGUUGCAUAUUUGCAGAAAAUUAUGACAUGAAGGUGUUUUUCUUUUUUCUGCCACAGAACUGGACUGCCACAGGACUGGUAUGGGCAGAUAACUUUUUUUUUUUAACAAUACAAUGUGCACACUAUGGAUAUAUGUAUGGUUGGAUAUACAAUAUUCCUUUCUCUGUCAUUCACUCUGUCUCCUCAUCUCUCUCUCUCUCUCUCUUUCGCUCUCUCUCUCUCUUUCUCUCUCUCUCUCUCUCUCUUGCUCUCUCUCUCUCUGUGCACUGACUUCCUGUGUGUUUCUGUUACAGACAGGACCUGAGUUAAAUACUUUCAGCUAUAGCACAUUAUGCCAAUGUGUAUAUAUCAAAACAGGUGCAGAAGGAAGCACCGAAUAAUACUUAGCUUCGAAGUAAAAUUGGACAGUUCUGCUGGAUCUUUUCUGUAACUUAUCUGUAAUUGAUUGAAAUGCACUCUUAUUACCUCCGCCAAGGAGGUUAUGUUUUUGCCAGGCUUUGUUUGUUUGUCUGUUUGUUUGUUUGUCUGUCCGUUAGUGUGCAACAUAACUCAAAAAGUUAUGGACAGAUUUUGAUGAAAUU
Molecule: messenger RNA, 3571 nt
Organism: Sphaeramia orbicularis (orbiculate cardinalfish)
Lineage: Eukaryota; Metazoa; Chordata; Actinopteri; Kurtiformes; Apogonidae
Product: integrin beta-1-like
Exons: 16
Coding region: 356-2755 (799 amino acids)
Biological process (GO): cell-matrix adhesion; cell adhesion mediated by integrin; integrin-mediated signaling pathway
Cellular component (GO): integrin complex; cell surface; synapse
Molecular function (GO): C-X3-C chemokine binding; protein kinase binding; laminin binding
Source: RefSeq, a predicted model, not a curated record